Molecule: messenger RNA, 795 nt
Organism: Teleopsis dalmanni
Lineage: Eukaryota; Metazoa; Arthropoda; Insecta; Diptera; Diopsidae
Exons: 1
Coding region: 1-795 (264 amino acids)
Source: RefSeq, a predicted model, not a curated record
AUGGCGAAACGAAGAUUCCUUUCACUUGAGCGUCGAUUAGAGCGUCAGCAGACUCUCAAAGAGGAUUAUGUUAAGUUCAUGCAAGAAUAUUUGAUGUUAGGUCAUAUGAGUCGUGUCGACAACUUUGAUAAUAUCACACCGCACUAUAUAAUACCUCAUCAUUGCAUAUUGCGGCCUCAAAGUACCACAACAAAAUUGCGCGUCGUAUUUGAUGCAUCUGCACGCACAUCAUCGGGUCGAUCACUUAAUGAAAUCUUAAUGGUGGGACCUACAAUUCAGCAGGAUCUUAUUUUGACAUUAUUGACAUUUCGUUUACAUCGCUAUGCACUGACUGCGGAUAUAUCAAAAAUGUAUCGACAGUUUGUAGUUGAUCCAAGAGAUCGUAAUUUUCAAUUAGUUAUUUGGAGAAAUACUGUUAAUGAACCUCUGCAACUUUUUCAGCUCAACACAGUAACUUACGGAAUGUCAGCAGCACCAUUUCUGGCCAUCAGAAGCCUGACUUACCUUGCAAAUGCGUAUCAGAAGGAGAUGCCAAUUGGAGCUUCAGUUUUGAGCAAUGACUUGUAUGUUGAUGACUUGCUAACGGGAGCAGACACAAUUGAGGAGCUUUGCAUCAAAGUAUCACAAGUGACUAAGAUAGCAGUAAAUGCAGGAUUACAAUUGGCAAAAUGGAGCUCCAACCACAAAAAUUGGGUAAACUCAAGUGACGAAUACCAAAUUCUUUUAAACGAAGAUGAUAUUACCAAAACUAUCGGUUUGGCGUGGAGGCCACCAGAUGACGUUUUUUAUUAUUAA